Messenger RNA from Adineta steineri, 1233 nucleotides. Lineage: Eukaryota; Metazoa; Rotifera; Eurotatoria; Adinetida; Adinetidae. The record is from the annotation of a GenBank genome assembly.
AUGAUUUCUAUCUAUACCGUUGAUUCGUUUACACGUGAAAUAUUUAAAGGUAAUCCAGCUGCUAUUUGUACUUCGUUUCGUGAUGUACCAUCUUCAACGGAUCUUGAUAUAUUUUUUCAACAGAUUGCAACGGAAAUGAAUAUAUCUGAAACGGCUUUUAUUACAAAAGCUAAUGAUUCAUCUUCGAAUUCACGUUAUUUUCUUCAAUGGUUUACACCAACAAAUGAAGUUGAUUUAUGUGGCCAUGCAACAUUAGCUACGGCUCAUGUUCUUUUUGAAGAAUUUCUUCAAAACUCUUCUAUAGAUGAAUUAAUUUUUGAAACAAAAAAAGUUGGCGAAUUAAAAGUGAAAAAAUGUGAUAAUCAAGGUCGUUUACAACUUGAUUUUCCUAUGGGUGAUCCGCAAUCCAUUGAUCUGGAUAAUCAAAUAUUAAAUGAAAUUAAAUCAAAAUUAAAUAUAACACAAGAUAUUAUUACUAUUCAAUUAUGUAAACGAACAAAAAAACUUUUAAUUCAUCUAUCUUCUAUAGAUGAUAAUAUAAAACCACAACAAAAUCUAACUGAAAUUCAAUUUGAUCAAUCUAUACAACCAUUCAUACGUGGUAUUAUUCUUACUAGCAAAUCAACAAUACCAACAACAACUGAUUUUAUUUCUCGUUAUUUUGCUCCAUGGAAUGGUAUUCUUGAAGAUCCAGUUACUGGUAGUGCACAUACAGUUCUCGCUGUUUAUUGGUCUCGAAUAUUAAAUAAAUCAGUUCUUAAUGGUUAUCAGAAAAGUGCUCGUGGUGGACAUGUUGAAUGUGAAUUAGAUAUGAAAAAUCAACGAGUUUUAUUACGUGGUCAUGCUGUUACUGUCAUGCAAGGUCAACUUCAAAUUUCACGGGAUAGAGCUUGUUGGUCAGGUAAAAGUGGUUCAUACAGUGGAAGAUGUACAUAUUAUCAUGUUCAUGUUGGACUUACAGCAUGUGGUACGCAACAUGGUGAUCAUGAAUACAUUGUUGCAAUGAAUUCGGCUCAAAUUGAUCUUCACACACCAAAUAAAAAUCCAAAUCAUAAUUCCUUAUGUGGUCGAAGAAUACAAGUAAAUGGUCCUCGUGGCUCAGCUGAGGUUCAAAUAGUUGAUAGAUGUCCAGGUUGUCCAUAUGGUGGUUUAGAUUUAUCACCUGCAGCAUUUCGGACAGUUGCCGGAAAUCUUGAUGUAGGUGUUGUUCAUGUCACAUGGAAUUGGAAAUAA